Pygoscelis adeliae (Adelie penguin) is the source of this 1706-nucleotide messenger RNA. RefSeq names its product phosphotriesterase related (gene PTER). The transcript has 4 exons. The coding region runs from base 42 to 1091 and encodes 349 amino acids. Gene Ontology annotation, molecular function: hydrolase activity, acting on ester bonds; zinc ion binding. Lineage: Eukaryota; Metazoa; Chordata; Aves; Sphenisciformes; Spheniscidae. Gene Ontology annotation, biological process: catabolic process. The record is from RefSeq and is a predicted model, not a curated record.
ACUCUUUUAAUCUGAUUUAUUUUUCCUCUUGCUGAAGAAAAAUGCCUUCCUUGGGAGGGAAAGCGCAGACUGUCUUGGGCCCUGUGGAUCCAGACUGCCUUGGCUAUACCUUGACUCAUGAACACUUGACUAUGAACUAUAGCAGCUGUUUUUGUCCACCUUCCCCAGGCCAAGAGCCUCUGUCUGAUGGGCCCAUUGAGAUGAAGAACUUGUUUUGGAUUAAGCAAAAUCCCUACAGCCAUAAAGAAAACCUUCUUUUGUAUCAGGAAACAGAUGCUGUGAAGGAGGAGCUGUUGCAUUUUAAAGCAGCAGGUGGUGGGACGAUCGUGGAAAACACAACCACAGGAAUUGGUCGGGGUAUGAAUACUUUGAAGAAACUUGCUGAGGAAACUGGAGUCCAUAUUAUUGCUGGGGCUGGGUUUUAUGUGGAUUCCACUCAUUCUCCUCAAACACAGGCCAUGACAGUGGAGCAGCUUACAGGCAUUAUUGUUGAUGAGAUACUCAAUGGAGCGGAUGGGACUAACAUCAAGUGUGGUGUGGUGGGAGAAAUAGGUUGCUCCUGGCCUUUGACUCAGAGUGAACGCAGAGUGCUUCAGGCAACAGCACAGGCUCAGUCACAGCUUGGGUGCCCUGUUAUCAUCCAUCCUGGCAGGAACAGCGAUGCACCUUUCCAGAUUAUCCGCAUUCUGCAGGAAGCUGGGGCUGAUGCGUCAAAGACAGUCAUGUCUCACCUCGACAGGACUAUAUUUGAUACAAAGAAACUUCUGGAAUUUGCUAAACUGGGAUGCUAUUUAGAGUAUGACCUAUUUGGUACAGAAUUUCUUCACUACCAGUUCCAUCCGGAUAUUGACAUGCCGAGCGACAAUGAAAGAAUUGCAAGGAUUCGUAUGCUGGUCGAUGAAGGCUACGAAGACAGAAUUCUGAUCGCUCAUGAUGUGCACACUAAGAAUAGGUUGAUGAAAUAUGGAGGUCAUGGAUAUUCACAUAUCCUUAAAAAUAUAGUUCCUAAAAUGCUAAUUAGAGGCAUAUCCCAAGAUAAAAUUGAUAAAAUACUCCUAGCAAAUCCAAAGCGGUGGUUGACUUUUAAGUAGGAAUAAUGAAUAAGUAUUCCUAUUUUAUAGGGAAGCUUGAUAAAAUUCAGAUUUGUUUCAAGAGAGCAGUUGUUUUAAAACUUGGUUCUUUUCAGAGAAACUGGAAGUUAUUAACUAGAUGUGAACAAACUGAUUAUGACUUUCAUUUUUAAUUAGAACAACAAAAUUAUGUAUUCUCUCUGCAUUUUCUCCCUCCUAAAAACCUGUUCAUGAAUGAUUUACUGGAGAUGAGCCUACCUGCAAAAUCUUUUCAACUGAAAUUUUAAAAUAAUUGUUUCUAGAGAGUAAUCUAAUACUAUUACUAAAAGUUACCCAAAAAUAUUUUUGAAGAUGUAUCAUCUGGACUUUGAAGGAAAUUACGGUUUUCAGUUAAAUCCCCCUUUUCCAGGGGAUGAUUUUAAUCCUUGUAAUAUUGACAGUCUUCUAAUUAUCCUUAUAUUCUUUAAAUAAUGCUUGAUAAAAGGUCUGGGACUUUUAAAUAGCUUCCAUAGAUAACAGAGGGCAAAAGAAAUCUCAAAUAAUUCUAAAAAUAUGUUGUUUCUUUCUGGUUUAACAAUUUACUUAUUUUUAACUGAAAGUGUAAAAAAUAUGUGGAAAAAUGUGUUUUCAAAUAAA